CAAACUGGAGGAGGAGUGAAAAUACUGGCAGCAGCAGGGACUUUGCAGGGUUUAGGGCUGACGGGGACGUUUUAUACAUUUUUUUAAAUACAUUUUGUACAAUUUAUAACUUUUUUCCUGAAUACUUUUAAUACUUUGCUACACUUAAUUUAACAGCAGAAAAGCUGACUGAAUAGGCUGCAGCUAGCUAUUUCAUAAGAUUGAAACUAUUUUUUUCUUCUCAACAGGGCUUACAGUAGCAGAGCCAGAAAGCAAAUAAGCUACCAAACAAUAUAUUUCUGAAGUAAUAAUUUGUGUUAAAGUCAACGAGGACCAAUUAUUUUGCAUCGUGAUCAGCUAUAACACUUGACGUUGAAAACCUCUAAAAGCCACAGUGUUGAAAAGUAACGUAUUCUGUAGCUAACGUUCGCUAGCUCCAGGCAGGAUAAUGACGGCAGUGCAGUUGAUAAACAUCCAGAGGUUAUUGGAAGCGGCAGAAUAUCUAGAAAGGAAGGAGAGAGAGUGUGAACACGGCUAUGCAUCAACGUUUCCGUCGUCUGUCCAGAACACAAAUUACCAGAGGCAAAAGAAGUUUCGAAACAAGAAGUUCCACAAUAACCAUAACAGGUCCACGCACAACGAGCUGGAGAAGAAUAGGAGAGCCCACCUUCGCCUGUGUUUGGAGAGGCUGAAGGCCCUCAUCCCUCUAGGAAAAGACUGCAACCGCCACACCACUCUGGGGCUGCUCAACAAAGCCAAAUCCCACAUUAAGAAACUUGAAGAGGCGGACCGUAAGAGCCGCAACCAGCUGGACUCCCUGGAGCGGGAGCAGAGGCACCUCCAGCGCCAGCUUGACCUGCUGCAGGGGGGCGCCGGAGCCGGGCCGGGGGAGGGUGAGAGGAUACGCAUGGACAGUGUGGGGUCCACCCUCUGCUCCUCCGAGCGCUCCGACUCCGACCAAGAGGAGAUCGAGGUGGACGUGGAGUCCACGGAGUUCUCGGAGCAGGGGGAGUUGGACUCGGUCUCUCUGGCCUCCACCAGCGACCUGGAUGACCACAGCAGCCUUCAGAGCCUGGCCAGCGACGAGGGCUACUCAAGCUGCAGUGUCCUGAAACUCUCAUCCACCUUCUCCUCCACCUCCUCGUAGGACAUGGCUGUUGGCUGUAAACUCCUCCAUCCCGACUCCAGUCCGUGACCUCUGGGGGGAUGGGGGGGGGGGGCCCCCCCCCCCCCCCCCCCCCCCAUUCUCCCAACCCUCUGGCAAGUGACGAAGGCCCAACCCGGAGCCUUCUAGAAUUCUCUCCACCCGCUCCCUACCUCGCCCUCCGUCCACUCUGUGACUCGUUAUGGCGUCGUGGAAACGCACACACCCGACACGUAUCAUCGCCGACUGCGCCGUUGCCGUGGUAACCAACCUCGCGUGGCGCCGUAACGUUCUGUUAACCCCCGGCCUUCUGAGGCAACUGCUUCCUGUCCGCAACGCCUCUGCUCUUUGCCACACACUUACUCCUUUGUGUCCCCCCGUCCACUCGCUGCUCAACCCGCUGUCCGAGGAGAACCCCUUUCUGAAUCCCUGCCCUGGUUUCAUGCAGAAUUUCGAACCCCCCAGUCCCAGUGAACAGUAGAUGAGGACUAGAGCUCAAUCCAAACACAGAACCAACCAACGAUGAGCAGGAAAUGGUUUUAGAUUGGUUAGACUUCAUGAAUGCUGGGAGAAAUCUUAUGAAUUUAUUUCAACAAAUAUUAUGCUGAGAUAGGAAUCAUCUAGAUUUUUUUUCUUUGCAGGCAUAUUUGAAGGGAAUAGGUAGCUUGUUUAGAAAUCGGAAAUUAUAUUUGUUAAAAAAUAAAAUAAAAAUAAUACGACCCCAUAUGUUAGUAUCAGAAAUGCACUUAAAGGUCUAAAAUAUAUCGGAGUGAAUGAGUCUGGAAAAACCUGUGUGGCUGUACCGUGUGUUUGGAUCUUUGAUGUGGUCCUGCUCUGUGCUAGGCCAAGUCAAUGUUCUGCUGGGCUUUAAAAAAUGAACACGUCGGAAUUUGGACAUGGACUGUGCGAGAUGUCGGGUCUGGUUGCUGUAUCAACACGUUUUAGUCCACGAGCGAUGUCCCUUUUUGUCUUUUCUUUUAUGAAGUGUUUCUCGUUCACCCCUGCUAAACCACACCGAUGCAGAAUCCAAUAGACAUUCAAAAUGGUGCUACGUGCAAAACUACGACAACCAACCCAUCAACAGCACAGAUCAAAUGCUUUGACAACCCACAAUCCUGAUUGAUGUUUCAAAGUUAACAGAAGAGGGAGAGAAAGGAAAGAAGUGAGAUGUAAAAAGUAUCCUUACAUUAUAUACAUUCCCAUAAAAUGUGGGUGGUGCUCUGUUCCUUUUCAGAAGAGUGGAAAUUGUAAAAUGUGUUUUUUCAAAAAAGCAGCUACCACAACAAGCUAUCCUGCACUUGCCAACCUUAUAGCUAUCUAUAGAAACCAACCGGCACAAUUUCAAACGAAACAAAAUGUUGGACCAUAGAGACAAAGCAUCCAUCCUUUCGGUCUCUCCGGCAGUAAUAAGCAAUAAGUCUUUGUAGUUGUCUUUUGUGUUGUUUUUCCUCCAUUUGAUCUUACCCUUUGUUUUUUUUCCAAAGCAAAAGACCUGCAGCCGUCCCAAAAAAAAACAAGAAUUCAACUUGCUUUGCUUUUUGUACAUAAGUCCAUACAAAAUAGCUUCUUAAUGAAUUAAAGAUGGGGAAAAGGAUAGAGAAAAUGUAAGUGUAAAAAAAAAUAUAGUAGGUGUUUUUUUUUUUUUUUUUUUGACCUUGUGUUUUUGUGCAUUUUAAAUUAUAUUUUUGAAAAGAUUUAUUCUAGUUCUCUCAGUGUGACCUAGCAGGCAGUCGGGCAGGCAGUCAGGCAGGCAGUCUGACAUUUGCAUGACUUGGAUCGGACAGUAUUACUUUGUUCAUUUUGCUGGUUGAAACGUUCAAAAGUUACCAUUCUGUAGCUGUCCCGCUCUUCCCCAAGAGAAGUUACACUUCACAGUAAUCAAAUGAUAGUUCAGAACACAACGAAAAUCUACAGGAGAACAACAUCUAUACAGUCACAAAAUGGCCUCCACCCUACAACGACUUCUGUUUAUCAACGCUGAGUUUGUGUGGCACUCUUAUUUAUUCGAGUUGGUUUUUGUUUAGUUUUUUUGUUUAGAACUUUUAUUUUUGAAACAAAAAAAGUAUAUGGCAUUCCACUAGUGGUAUCUUGUGAGCUGUGAUGGAACUUGAGUUUGAAGUGGCAACACAAAGGUGUAUGAUGUCAUUGACCGUGUAUGUUGAUGUCAUUGUCCGUGUAUGUAUGAUGUCAAUGACUGUGUAUGAUAUCGUGUACAUCCCUAGCCCUUGUUAGUGAGGGGAAACCAACUUGCACUUCAAUAAGUCUGCUUUUCCACUGUUAUUCUGAACUGUCUUCUCAGCCAUCUCUCCAUGUGUGAAAGACAAAUACCACCACCCUGACUAUCGAGUUUUUAAACUUUAUAUAUUUAUUAUUUCUUCAUUCCUCACAACGAAUACGGAAAGAACUAAAGAAAAAAAAAGAUAACUUAUUUUGUUUCUGUCUUAUUUUAUUCUUCCCCACCCUCCUUAUUCCUCAUUUUUAGAUUUUACUUCAAAUAUUAUAAUAAAUCUUUUUUUUGGGGGGGGGGGGUGGCGGCGCAUGUUUAACUAGCCCUGUUAAAACAGACAAGUUGCACACCAACGUUUGGUCAAAUGGCACCCUAAUCCCUAUGUAGUGAGCCGCUUUUGACCGGUGUGUGGACAGGUCCACUAUGUAAAGCAUGGGGCGCAAUUUUGGGAUGCACGACAUGCUGAAAUCAGUUGGAAUUCCAGGCUAACGUCCCCCCCCCACCCCUCCCCCCAGUUGUUUUGUAUUGUUUUAAUUCACGGACACCUGAAAUGUAAUCAGCCCCUAGGCUGCUCCCGUUGCUAGGCUCCGCCUCUUAUGCACCGUAGACCGAGUUCCCAACCAACCCGCUACCCCGUGUACCCUAGGUUUUACACCCCAACUCCUAGGCGCACCGGUAGAGUUCCAAAGGAUCAGAAAAAGGUUUUAGGCUACAUGGUAAUGCCUUCACCUUGUCUCCAGAUAGUCUGGUUGGAGUUACGUGUGUGUGUGUGUGUGUGUGUGUGUGUGUGUGUGUGUGUGUGUGUGUGUGUGUGUGU
This is a messenger RNA of Esox lucius (northern pike), 4167 nucleotides long. It is a transcript of the gene mxi1, whose product is annotated as max interactor 1, dimerization protein. Gene Ontology annotation, biological process: regulation of transcription by RNA polymerase II. The transcript is spliced from 6 exons. The coding region runs from base 428 to 1126 and encodes 232 amino acids. NCBI's taxonomy places the organism in Eukaryota, Metazoa, Chordata, Actinopteri, Esociformes, Esocidae. Gene Ontology annotation, molecular function: DNA-binding transcription factor activity, RNA polymerase II-specific; RNA polymerase II cis-regulatory region sequence-specific DNA binding; protein dimerization activity. The record is from RefSeq and is a predicted model, not a curated record.